Molecule: messenger RNA, 1015 nt
Organism: Jatropha curcas
Lineage: Eukaryota; Viridiplantae; Streptophyta; Magnoliopsida; Malpighiales; Euphorbiaceae
Product: Late embryogenesis abundant (LEA) hydroxyproline-rich glycoprotein family
Biological process (GO): defense response to other organism
Source: RefSeq, a predicted model, not a curated record
UCCCACCUAUCUGUUGGGAACUUGUGCAGGCAGCAUGUAUUUAUAGGCAGCUGAGAUCUGGAGCAAUCCCAUCCUUUGCUAACCGAAUACUUUCCUCCUAAAGCUUCCUAAAAACAAAACCAACAACUCUUCAGUCUAACAAACAGAAAACAAAAAAUGGAGAAAACAGAAGAAACCGCUUUAAAUCCAUCAAAGGUAGCAGCAGCAGCAGCAGAAACAACAAAAAAAGAAUCGAAAGACGCAGAAGCUCAGGCCGCACAUCCCAAACGCAAACACAGACGCAGAAACAUCUGUCUUGCGGUCACGGCGGCAAUUAUCCUCGCAAUUGUUCUUGUUGUUGUGAUUUUAGCUUUCACGGUUUUCAAAGCCAAAGAACCGUCAACCACCGUCGACUCAAUCAGUCUACAAAAUCUCCGUAUCUCUCCAGACAUCGCUAGGAUGAACGUUGAUCUGAAUAUAACUCUCGAUGUCGAUCUCACCGUCACGAACCCUAACAAAGUCGGUUUUAAGUACAAAAACGGUUCCGCUUUCUUAAAUUACAGAGGAGAACUUGUCGGCGAAGUUCCAAUUCCCGCCGGUAAAAUGUCCUCCGAUUCUACAAGACCGAUGAAUUUGACCGUUACCGUCAUGGCGGAUCGGUUAUUAUCCAAUCCCCAGCUCAUCCCCGAUGUGGCCUCCGGCGUGUUGACUUUCAGUUCGUUGAUCAAACUGUCCGGUAAGGUUGCGAUUUUUAAAAUAUUUAAAGUGAGCGUGGACACGACCACAACCUGCGAUAUUACUAUCUUUGUUUCAAAUAGUACUCUGGGAGAUCAAAACUGCAAGUACAAGGCAAAACUAUAGAACAUGUUCUGUUCUUUUUAUUGUUCUAGAAUUAGAUUAUAAUACGCUGUUUUAGUGUGUGUAGUGGAGAUUUUCUUUAUUGAUACUAGAUAAUAAUACAUAACGUUUGUAUUUGUAUACUUGAGUUGAUUACUCUGCCAUUUUUAAUAACUUGGUUCUUUUCUUUCUUUCUUAA